AUGACAGUCUUUGCAAACAAACAAACUUUCAACAGCCUAGGUCUCGAGCAGGUCCGACAGUCGCAUGCACAUGCCUCGCAAGACUGCUCCCUCUGCCUCCAACCCCUUGCUGUUCACCCAACCAAGGACGGGAUUCCCGACUCGAAGUGUCAUACCGCUGUUCGCAUCGCCGCCUGUGGUCACGUCAUCGGCGAAGAAUGCCUUGACGCCUGGCUUGACGUCGGUCAUACCUGCCCAAUAUGCAACCGCCUACUCUUCGAAGCCACUGGUGACCCUAUCACGCAAGGAGACAUUAACAACAUCCUCCAUACGCUGGGUCCGGAGUUUGGGGAGGAUGCGAUCAUGGUAGUUGUGGCACGACUCAUGGCCCGUCAGGAGCAGGAGCAUGCGCGACUGAGACAGGCGCAUGAGAUUGAGGUGGAGAGGAUAAAAUUCAAGGAGACGCAUGUAAAGAAUGAUGGGUUCGCGCUGUCUGACGAGGACUUCUUGGACAGCGGUGAUGAGGGGAAUUUCGAUGAGGCUGAUGACGAUGAGGCUGAUGACGAUGAGGCUGAUGACGAUGAGGACUACGAGGCAGAGGAGGAUGGCAAGGAUUCCAUCUAG
This is a messenger RNA of Alternaria atra, 603 nucleotides long. RefSeq lists its product as uncharacterized. Lineage: Eukaryota; Fungi; Ascomycota; Dothideomycetes; Pleosporales; Pleosporaceae. The transcript has a single exon. The record is from RefSeq and is a predicted model, not a curated record. The coding region runs from base 1 to 603 and encodes 200 amino acids.